This is a messenger RNA of Fusarium sp. VM40, 1443 nucleotides long. NCBI's taxonomy places the organism in Eukaryota, Fungi, Ascomycota, Sordariomycetes, Hypocreales, Nectriaceae. The record is from the annotation of a GenBank genome assembly.
AUGACCCAAGACAAGUUCUCGUCAUUGCGCGACCAGUUGGUCCAAGGACGACUCCUACUCCCUGGAGAUGAUGGAUAUGACGAGAGCCUCGAACGAUGGAGUCUGACCUGUAUCAAGCCUGCUGCCGCUGUAGCCCAACCUAGAACCGCGGAGGAAGCCAGCGCUGUCGUCAAGUUUGCAACCUCAAACGGUAUCAAGUUCAACGUCAAGGGCGGUGGCCAUAGCACUUCGCAAACAUCAUGUGCUCCAUCGCCAGAGGGUAUGGUCCUGGAUCUCUCUCUUCUGCGUGACGUGUCAGUAGACACUGAAGCACAAAUCAUCACCUUUGGAGGGGGUUGCCUAUGGAAAGAUGUCGACGGUGCGCUAUGGCCUAAAGGCUUGGCCACGGUGGGCGGAACCGUCUCCCACACGGGCGUGGGGGGUCUGAUACUCCACGGAGGGUAUGGGAUACUGUCUGGUAUCCACGGCCUAGCCAUUGACGUCUUGGUUUCGUGUCAGGUUGUUCUGGCAGACGGAAGCAUCGUGACUGCAUCCUCUUCCGAGAACGCUGAUCUCUUCUGGGCCCUUCGAGGCGCCGGUAGCAGCUUUGGUGUAGUAACGCAGUUCACAAGCAAGGUGUUUCCUCAAGGUGACAGCUGGGGUGGUAUGGUCUUCUUGCCCCCGGCUGCUCUUCCCACUGUGAUUGAAUUUCUCAACAAGUGGGGGGAGACCAACGAUGGCACCCAGCUUUUUCUCGCUGGAUUCACUUAUGCUCCCCCUGGUCCAGACCCAGAUGCUCCUAGAGCCCCCGUUGUCAUGGUUCAAAUGGCACAAGUCGGAUCAAACCCGGAAGAAGAUGGCCCCAAGUAUUUUGCUCCUAUCCUCGAACUCGAGGCAUUGAUGAAGCAGGUUGGACCCAUGCCUUAUCCCAUGAUCAAUCAGGGCUCAGAUGAGGCCAUGGCUACAGGAAGCCGGUACCUGUUUGGCGGUGCUAACUUCACGCUUCCCAUGAAACUCUCAACUGCGGAAUCAAUCCGCGAUCGCUUCGCUGGUUUUGUCGAGUCCGAACCAGACACUUUGAGCAGUAUUGUCAUGAUAGAGUGUAUUCCACACCAGAAGAUCAGGGAAGUCCCCGUGGAUACCACAGCCUUCAACUCGAGAGGGAAAUACUUCAACAUCGGUGUCCAGUAUAAGUGGCAGGAUGAGAGUCUCGAUACCAAGAUUCGUGAGUUCAAUCGUGGAUUCCAGAAGGGGAUUCGUGAGCUGGGAUACAACGACAAGUCUCUGUCGGACGGUAUCGGCCACUACCUCAACUAUGUCAGUACUGAUCAAAUUUCUGCUGAGGAUGCCUUUGGAUCCAAUUCAAAACGCUUAAGGGCGUUGAAGAGACAGUAUGAUCCUGACAAUGUGUUUGAUAAGUUGUGGAAGUUGGUUGGCGAGGUUGAGGACAGUUGGAUUGCUUGA